Messenger RNA from Leptidea sinapis, 3472 nucleotides. RefSeq names its product eukaryotic translation initiation factor 3 subunit C (gene eIF3c). The transcript has 7 exons. Gene Ontology annotation, molecular function: translation initiation factor binding; translation initiation factor activity; RNA binding. NCBI's taxonomy places the organism in Eukaryota, Metazoa, Arthropoda, Insecta, Lepidoptera, Pieridae. Gene Ontology annotation, cellular component: eukaryotic translation initiation factor 3 complex. The record is from RefSeq and is a predicted model, not a curated record. Gene Ontology annotation, biological process: translational initiation. The coding region runs from base 190 to 2832 and encodes 880 amino acids.
UCUUCAACUUCAAUUUGAUAGGUAAUGGUAGCUUUUAGCUUCGUGGAUUGUGUGUGACAGGGGUGUGAUAAGAAAUUUUCCAUAUUAUUUCUAACAAUUACAAGUUUUUUAAUGAAAAUCGUAAUUCACUUAAGUUCACUGUUCUUAGCUAUUUUUUAAAUAAAGGUGUGUUUGUAGUUUUAUUACAAAAUGAGUCGAUUUUUUGCUACUGGAACUGACUCUGAGUCGGAAACUUCAUCAGAAGAAGAGCAAAUUGUACGCGCACCGGCGCCUGUCUACACGUUUAGUGAUGAUGAGGAGGAAACGAAGCGGGUCGUCCGCUCCUUAAAAGAGAAGAGAUAUGAAGAAUUAGAGGGCAUUAUUCACUCUCUGAGGAACCACAAAAAGAUUAAGGACUUUUCCUCAGCAUUAGCUUCUUUUGAGGAACUACAAAAGGCAUAUUCACGUGCAUUAUCUGUAAUCCAAAAAGAAGAGAAUGGGGUUGCUCCUAGAUUUUUUGUUAGGGCUCUUACUGAGCUAGAUGAUUGGGUAACUACUGCAUGGAAUGACCGUGAUGCUAGGAAAGCUAUGUCAAAAGGUAACAGCAAAGCUCUGACAUCCAUAAGACAAAAAUUGAGGAAAUAUGCCAAGGACUUUGACAUGGAAAUCACCAAGUUUAGAGAAAAUCCCGAUCUACCCGAUGAUGACGAUGAAAGAAAAGAUACAUCUUCUUCGGACGAAUCUGAUGAGGAAGAAAAGGUAAAGGAGAAACCAAGAGCACGUCGUUCACCGGAACCUCCCCGCAGACCGCCGCCUCAGGAUGACGAAUCUUCAGACUCCAUGGAUUGGGGCUCCAGCUCGUCCGAAUCCAGUUCAAGCUCUGAUGAUGAGAUUCGUGGCGCAGCCACUCUUCGUGAGAAGUUCUUGAAGCGGACCACCGAGAGAGACGAAGAUGAAGAAAGAGAUAGACGUAGGGCGAGGAGAGAAAGGAAAGAAAGAGCCGGAAAAGUCAGCAAGAAAGAUCAAGCUGAUGAUGGUGGAGAGUGGGAGACUGUACGUAAAGGGGCCGCCACCUCCGAUAAGCCUAAGAUGUUUGCUAAGGACAGCGAUAUCGAUGCCGCAUUGGUUGUGAAAAAAUUGGGCGAGAUCAGCGCAGCGCGAGGUAGGAAACGUACCGAUAGGAGAGCACAACUGGAAUUGUUACAUGAACUACGGACAGUUGCCCAACAGCACAACCUCGGCGAUGCAUUACAACUCAAAUUACGAGCGGCCACUGUUGCAGCCCUCUUUGAUUACAACCCAAAAGUCUCAGAUGCCAUGAAACCAGAAUACUGGUCCAGACUUGUUGAGAAUGUAGAUGCUAUGGUGACCAUCCUCUUGGCACAUACGGAUAUGGUGCUUAGUGAAAAUAUUACCGAAGAGAAUGAACAACUUGUGACACCACCGUACCAAGUUCGCGGUUGUGUGCUCACUGCUCUCGAAAGAUUAGAUGAUGAGUUCACAAAGCUUCUAAAGGAGUGUGACCCUCACUCUAAUGAAUAUGUGGAGAGGCUGAAGGACGAAGUGAGAGUUUCCGCAUUAAUUGAUAGAGUUUGUCAAGUCGUUGAACGUGAUGGCUCACCGCAAGAGAUAUGCCGGGCGUAUCUGCGGAAGAUCGAUCAUCUAUAUUACAAGUUUGAUCCACGCGCGGUGAAGAAAGAUCUUCCCGCGGGAGAAGAGACAUCCACAAAGAAGAUGGAGAAUCUCUGCAAGUACAUAUACGCUAAUGAUGAUUCUGAUCGUCUCCGUACACGAGCCAUUCUUUCGCACAUCUAUCACCACGCGUUACACGACAAUUGGUUCCAAGCCCGUGACCUGCUUCUCAUGUCGCAUCUACAAGAGAAUGUGCAGCACUCCGAUCCAAGCACGCAGAUUUUGUACAAUCGGACUAUGGCCAACUUAGGGCUGUGUGCUUUCCGCCGUGGAAACGUAAAGGAGGCUCAUGGUUGUCUGGCUGAGCUGAUGAUGACAGGAAAGCCUAAGGAACUUCUUGCUCAAGGGCUUCUUCCGCAGCGGCAGCAUGAGCGUUCCAAGGAGCAGGAGAAGAUUGAGAAGCAACGGCAAAUGCCGUUCCAUAUGCACAUAAAUCUAGAAUUGUUGGAGUGUGUGUAUCUGGUGUCGGCGAUGUUGAUUGAGAUCCCGUAUAUGGCUGCGCAUGAGUUUGACGCCCGUCGUAGGAUGAUCAGUAAGACGUUCUACCAAAAUCUGCGUGCGAGCGAACGUCAGGCGUUAGUGGGACCCCCAGAGUCUAUGAGGGAACACGCAGUAGCCGCCGCGCGGGCCAUGAGACGAGGUGACUGGCGCGCUUGUCUGAACUUUAUUGUCAACGAGAAGAUGAACGCAAAGGUUUGGGAUUUGAUGGUCGGCGCUGAAAAUGUUCGCGCUAUGCUGGGCCGUUUGAUCCGUGAAGAGUCUCUGCGCACGUAUUUGUUUACGUACGCUCACGUGUACGCAUCACUAUCGCUUCGCUCGCUGGCGGACAUGUUCGAGCUGCCUCGCCAGCGCGUGCACUCUCUGGUCUCCAAGAUGAUCAUCAACGAGGAGUUGCUGGCUUCGCUGGAUGACCCCAGCGAGUGUGCUAUACUGCAUCGGUCUGAACCCACCAGAAUGCAAGCACUGGCUCUGCAGCUUGCUGAUAAGGUGGGCAACCUUGUGGAUUCAAACGAGCGAAUCUUCGAGAAGCAAGGCUCGUUCUUCCAGCGGGGCGGCGCCCCCAGGGGCGAAGGGCGACAGAGGGGGGAGCGCCCCCGCGACGGGUGGGCCCGCCGGCAGCGCAACCGCCGCAGGGACGAAGACCGCGCCCACGAAGAAUGAAAACUGUUUCCUUGAGCGGACACGUUCCCCCUCUAAACAUUCACCUACCACAUUUUGUCAAUUCCGAGGAAAAGUGUCCGCUCAAUGUUCCAAUUUCUGUCACACAUGACAUAAAGACAGAAAUUCUUAAUAUUGUCACCCAGUUGAAAUCAUUUUCCAUAGUUUUUUUAUAUCAUGAAUACAUCAUUGAAUGGAGAGCAUUUUUAGAUGCUGUGCUCUUAAAUGUUUCCAUUUUCGAUUGAUGGCGCCCUUCCGAGUAGAAUUAUUGUAUUAAUUAUUGGGUGCUAUUUAUAGAUUUCAGUGUUGCCUUAAUCAAAACCUAUUUAACACCGUCCCUCCUAACAUAUAAUGAGAAUUACUGCUGAAAAACUGUCAAUAUCAAUUUUAUGACAAUGACAUAAAAUAGACCAUCUAUUGUUCUUAUACACAUUCACUGUCAUUCUCAGAAAGUGAAACAAUGAAUAUAAUUGUAUAAUUAAGCACUGCUGCAUAAAAAAUGAUAGCAACUAUUAUUGUACAGUUUUUCUAUUCGGAAGGGCGCCACAAUAAUGUUCUUGAAUGGUUUAAAAUUCGUUUGUAUCUGCUAUUACAGACAGUAAAUAGUUCAUCAUAAUUAUUUCAAUAAAACAUUUGUCACACA